AUGGCGACGGCGGGCCUGAGUGCGGCGACGGUGGAGUUGCUGAAGUCCCUCAGCAUUGACCUGAAGGACUUCUCCAAGGCACGUGCUAGGUACAACAAGGUACGCGAGAAGCUGAGGGAGAAGAGCGCAACGGCGGCUGCGGAUGCGGCUGCAGAAGCUGCAGAGAUGCUGCAGCGCCUCACCGAUGGUUGGGGUGAGUACCUCCGCCUCACGCAGGAACACUUUCAGAGGAUCACUAGCACCAUCGUUGAAGAGCUGAUGAACAAGACACGGGACAAGGCGACUGCGGCGGAGCGGGCUGAGAAGUUGAAUGAACUCUGCGCCAUUGGUGAGAAGUGGUAUGUCCGCAACGAGGCAUAUUUUGAGUUUGAACGGCCGGAGCAGCUGGCCUUACUCGUGAGGGGUGCGUUAGACUCCUCCAGCCGUGUGAUGCGUUUGCUUGGGCUGCAACUGGCUCGUAUUUGUGCGGCGAGCGUGAUGUUCACGCGGACUCUGCUGGCGGGCGAGGGGAGUGGGCUCAUUGGCUUGAGCUUUGACCGUGAGAUUGCCACCGAGUUGGAGUACGCACUUAACAUGUGCGCGCGCCUGAUUGAGCUGCACGAGAGUGACCCCGUGGCGUACCCAGACGUCCCUUACUGCUGGAUUUGCCGCGUAGGCGCCUUGGUGGACCCGCAAGAUUCCGUGCCGAACUUGACGCCUAAGCGGAAAAGCCAGGCGCUCCGCAUUGCCAUUAAGUUACUUCGCUGCUUCCCGGCAAUGUCGACGGCAGCCUCGCUGCACAUCAUUCUACUUAGAUACUGCAUUCAAAAAGGUGCUGUUACGGCAGACGAGAUUAAAAAUGUACUGCAUGUCGUUUUAGACAUUUUCGAUCACGCCGAGACCCGGCAGUACCUUCACUACAACGACUUGGACGUUCUCUACGCACCCUUUUUGUACUCCGCAGACAACAGCACGGAGACUAACUUGAACCUGAUGAAUGGGGCUAAGGAUGUGCUUGCCAUGGUGUUGCAAACGUGGGUGGGGGUUCUGUGGACGUGCUCAGAGACGAAGGGGUUACGUGCUGUCAUUGAUAUACUGCACCUGCCAGGGGACUUGGACCGGAAAAUGGUGUUGCUCACGUUGUUCAACAAAGUGCUUUGCCAACUGGCGCCGCACCGUGGUCUGACGUUGAUGAAGACGUGGCAAGGCGUUGAGGAGAAAAAUCACGAGACUUUGAUGUCCCGCACAUUGUUUCCGGACACGGCCUCCAGUUUCAAGGGGACACGUUCCCCACGGUUACUGAAUGACGGCAUUAUAAACCACACCUCCUCCGAGGUUACGUGUACGGACCAAAGUGAGCUGCUCGAUGGUUUUGUGCCAACAACUAAGGCUAUAGGGUACCACGUGCUCGAUCCACUGCUGGGGAGGGUUCUUUUGAUGCUCUCACACCACGGCCUUCCGCUGGCGUUGGUGUCGAUGAUUGGAGAUGGGGCCCCAAGUCGGCUUCUCGCAGUUACUGCCUCAUCCCUGCUCCAGGACAUAUUUAUGCUUAUGGACACGGUGCUCCCGGUGCGUCCUGUUAAGCGGCUGCACACGGCCUUGAAUAAGGCCGUGGGGUGUUUGGUGUUUCAAGGAGAUUUGUCGUUUAACAGCGGACUCACAACACGUCUUUUUCAGGAUCACAAAAUGAAGAAAGGCGCGGCACUUCUUCCAACGGUGGCUGACCCGAAUGCAAUUUCAGGUGAACGUGUAAGCAUUCCAUCGGCAACAACGAUUUCAGCGUACUGGUUGGGAGACGUGGAGCUGGACGAUACCGGCUUUGCGGGGAUGCUGCGGGAAACAGGUGUGGAUAAGGCAGGUGGCUUUUUGGAGUGGAAUCACGAUUUGCUGCUUCUGCUGGUUCAUGGAUCGCUGCGAAGUCCGUUUAGAUUUCAGUGGGUUCUAAAAGAGACACGUUUUUUUCAUAGACUUCUUGCGUUUUACCUGCCUCUGCUACAGUCCAACUUGCGGACAUUUGUUUCGCUGCGCGCGGAGGAGUGCACGCCACAGGUGUGCAACUUGGGGUUGGCGUUGCUGGAUUUGUUCCUCUCCACCCGGGUGGGAACGGAGGUGCUGGACGAAUUUGGUUUUACACCGGCCAUUGUGGCCAACCUGCAGGAGGUGAUUGACGGCACACCACAGGUACUAAACCCGCAGCGACUGGGCACGCGGGUGGGGCAAACUGUACUUUGCAUGGUGGGUCGCUACUCGCUCGCGGCGAAUGGAUUGAUGGCGAUGCGUGAGCACAACAUGUUUGGCAUGAUCAACAACAUGUUUUCCAAACUCUCUGGGGAGCGGGCGGUGGCACCCGCAGCCGGUGACACUUUGCGAGAUGUAUGCCAGCUACUGUUACAAUUUCUUUACAUUGGUGCGGUACCCAACUACGGCGUAUGUGAGGAGAUUCGCCAGGUGUUUCGCGCUGCUCUUUGCAAUGAUGCGAACUCCGUCCGCCUCUGUGCGGCGAUGCAACUGCGUAAGGCACUCUGGCGCGAUCUCUCCACCUCCAUGAGUUGGGGGAUAGAAACCUUGGUUCAGGCCCUCCAUGAUGACUUCUACAGUGUCGUGGAAAGUGCCUUCAAGCUGUUGCUUAGUAUUUGCCUCUGCUCUGACGAGGCGUUGGAUUAUCUGAUAUCGUUAUCCCCCACAGUCCUGAUGGAGAGUGAGGUUAUUCGCCAACACUCCAAGCAGCUUGGUCUAAACACGCUUUUGUACCGUAUUGUGGGGAGACCUUCAGGAUUUCGUUUUUUGCAGUGUUACGGCUGGGUGGAGGAGGAACUGCGUCGCUGGGAGGAGUCUGAGUCCGCCAACCAUGUCCGCCUCGUGGAGCGUAUGCAGGCUCGCGAGGCGGUGGGGGUGCCAGCGGACUUUGCGCACAGCAUGGCAGGCCGUUGGUGGCAACACAAUCGCACACUUUCAGAGCCAAAUUACAUCUUGUAUCGACCAGCCGUUUUGUCUGCAAGUAUUCCAACGUACAGUUCACCCAAUGACUCGGGGUCGGACUUCUUCCCUAGCCAUUUUGCUGCAGUUCUGUGUAAAUCGAACGAGGGAUGUACGCUGUUUAAGCACAGCAAUCUUUGGAAGAGGUCGGUGCAACGUAUUAUGCAUCAAAUUCUUCCACCUGAUAUUGUGUAUGAUGAUGGUGUUGAUGCGGGGAGUGAAAGCAGCGACGACGACAUUGAUGAUGCGGAACGAGCUCUUAAUGAGGAGGAUCCAUCGUUUUGGGGACAAUUGGGGGCAAAAAUGGAUACAACGGAUGCUACGCAGUCUGCUGAGCCGUGUGAGUUACGCAUGUUGCGGGCAGGGCGCUUGCCCUGCUCCCGUAGCGCGCGGUUGUUGUCCGCCGCACGGGGUUAUAAGAAACCUGGACGCUCGUACCUCCUCACGCUUGUGGGAGAUGUUGCAGAGUUAAAGGAUGCCAUUUUAUGUGUUUGCCACGCCUCUUCCAGUGACACGGGCUAUGCGUUGAUGCGCAGCGUACCAGAGUUGCAUAAACGCCUGAAUGCUCUGAUGGUGUUUGGGGCAACUGUUUCUGUGCGUAGUAUAUGCAUUGUGGGGGAGUGUAUACUGGCCCGCUCCAAGCGGUGUGCUGAGCAGCUCUCCGGCAUGUCACACUAUGUACUCAAUGAGAGCAACGCCUACACCAGCGCGGACGGUGUGCCGUACUCUGUGGCUUUCUCCCACAUCAAGCCGUCGAAGUGGACUCCCAUUGGACGUCCCACGAGUGACGGGCAGCUCUCCGCACUCUACUUCAUCCACAAGCAGGAUAUUGCGGAAGGGACCGAUGACAAUGAGCCCCCACUGAUGGCUUCCAUGAAGUUCCCUGCUACACUCUCACAGUCAGCACGACGCGUAUUUGAUCAGGUGUGUGCCCUCUCCAACCCAGUAAACUGUGAGGGGGCAAAGAAAAAAUUGUACCAGGUGAUGAAGCACCAGCCACAGCUGUUUACCGAUCCACGCAUUCGUAAACUCGUCAUUGGUGCCACCCAAAAGUUUCGUAUGCAUCACGCGGAGCGGAAGUUUCUUGCGGAUCUACUUGAAACCGCACCUCUAUCCGCGCCUGUACCCAACGCUCGUCGCUCGACGAUUAUAUCCUCCACUCAUAUACAGUCACACUGA
Molecule: messenger RNA, 4134 nt
Organism: Trypanosoma rangeli
Lineage: Eukaryota; Euglenozoa; Kinetoplastea; Trypanosomatida; Trypanosomatidae
Exons: 1
Coding region: 1-4134 (1377 amino acids)
Biological process (GO): TORC2 signaling
Cellular component (GO): TORC2 complex
Source: RefSeq, a predicted model, not a curated record